Brenthis ino (lesser marbled fritillary) is the source of this 1563-nucleotide messenger RNA. The record is from the annotation of a GenBank genome assembly. Lineage: Eukaryota; Metazoa; Arthropoda; Insecta; Lepidoptera; Nymphalidae.
AUGUCGAGGGAUAGUCCCAGACUGAGUCGGCUGGGCGUGCUUGCUCCAGCGGCCCUCUCCGCCUGCAUGGACGCCUCCGUGUUGGCGGUGCCUGCCGCCGGGGCUGUCGUUUCAACAGUCCUUAAGGAACUCAGCAAAGCUUUUAUGCUGAAAAAAUGGUAUCAUGGGAUUAUGUCAGCGAAGGAAGCAGAACACUUGAUGAUGGAGAAAGGCAGAAACGGCUCCUUCUUGGUGCGUGAGUCGCAGACGCAUCCCGGAGAAUACGUGCUGUCUGUGCGCGUGCGUGGCCGAGUCAGCCAUGUCAUGAUCAGACGGCAACACAACAAAUACGACGUCGGCAGUGGCGAACAAUUUGAUGAUUUAGUGGGUUUGAUCGAGCACUUUCGUUCGUAUCCUAUGAUCGAGACGUCUGGUGAUGUUCUAAGACUUUUGCAACCAGUGAGUGGGACAUGUUUAAGGGCCAAAGAUAUACAACAAAAAGUACAGGAAAUGGACGACGUUCGAGUGACAGAAAAUUCUGGUUUCGAUGACGAGUUCCAGAUCCUAAAAAUGAUAGAAGACAUUCACGUUUACACAAACUAUGAAGGAACAAAGACGCAAAAUGCAAAUAAAAAUAGAUACAGGAAUAUAUUGCCUUAUGACCAGACUCGUGUUAUACUACGCAAUGUUAAUGACAAAAAUAAAUCAGACUAUAUUAACGCCAACUACAUCCGGUGCUGCAGACUAAGAGAUUCUUCCAGCUCCGUGCAGUCGUCAAAUGAAAGCCUUAAUAGUGUUAGUUCCCUAAUCCUAAGAAGCGAGACCAAACAAGUACCACUAGUCACAAAAUCUUUGUCAGAUGACGCUCUCAGGGAAGCAAAGAAAUAUAUCAAUAUCGAUAAAAUUAAUGGGAAUGAAAAUAUAUUGAAAAAUAAAUCAUAUAUAGCAACACAAGGCUGUCUACUAAACACAAUAAACGAUUUCUGGCGUAUGCUAUGGCAAGAGGACGUUAGAGUCAUAGCUAUGAUAACUAAUGAAGUAGAAAAUGGAAAGAAAAAAUGUGAAAGAUAUUGGCCUCUCUCUGGAGCACAAGAACGGUAUGGUGACUUAACAGUAAGAUCAGUAUCUGAGACUUGUUACGAGGACUAUCUUAUACGGGAGUUGUAUGUAACAGAGAAGACCACCUCCAGAACUAUAUAUCAAUAUCAAUAUACGAGUUGGCCAGACCACGGCACUCCUCCAGAUCCAGACGGGGUACUAACUCUCAUAGAAGAUAUUAACAGCAGAAUGUAUCAGGUCACACAAGAAAAGGACCCGCCACAACUGAACAUUCUAUGUGUACACUGUUCUGCGGGGGUUGGCAGGACCGGCACUUUCGUAGUUCUGGAUAUACUGCUUGACAAAAUCAAAAUGUCUGGUUUCAACUGCGAAAUAGACGUGCACAACACUGUAAAGCUAGUGCGGUCUCAGCGGAGAGGGAUGGUACAAAACAAAAUGCAGUACAGGUUCAUAUACUUGGCAUUACAAAGUUAUAUAGAUAACAAUAAUAUAAAAUUAAUGAAAAAGGUGUAUAUAUCAGAAGCC